AUGAUAUUAGUUGAUGAAGAGGGUACUAAAAUUGAAGCUCAAGUUCCAAGUAGGUGGGUUUUCAGAUUUGAAAAGAUGCUUGCUGAAAAUGAAUCUUAUUAUAUCGAGAAUCCUCAAGUUGGUGAAAACACUGCGGAUAACAAAUUUGUGAUUAAUUCAAACAAAUUACAUUUCUGUCCAAUCACAAUGGUUACCAAAUCCAAUGAUUUUGUGGGUCCUCUAGGCCGAAAAGUGAGUGUUACUUUAUGGGAUGAGUAUGCUCUACAAUUUGUUGAUUAUGUGUCAAAUAAUCCAGAAGAAAUGACUGCUAUAAUAAUUAUCCAGUUUGGAAAAGUGUCUGAUUAUCGAGGUCGUUUGUCUGUUUCCUUUUUCAUUUGGCUCUUAGAAUUUAGGAUCGAUGCUUUUCUUUAUGGGGUCAGGUUGUUUUGUGCUCAUGUAUGGGUCAGGUUGUUUCUUGGAAGAAUGAAAGGCGAGAAGAGCUACUUUUCAUGA
Lactuca saligna is the source of this 492-nucleotide messenger RNA. Lineage: Eukaryota; Viridiplantae; Streptophyta; Magnoliopsida; Asterales; Asteraceae. The record is from the annotation of a GenBank genome assembly.